CUCUUGAAUUCCCCAUUGCUGGCCCGGCCCCGCCAAUUCCCGUACGGCUCUCCGCUAUUCUCAUCGUCGACGGCAGCAACACUGCGCCACGGCCGCUGCCGGUUCCGACUCAGUUUCUCCUCCCCAGCAGCCCACUGCCUCGCGCCUCUUGAGUCUACUCCGCCCCUGCUGCUGAGGUUUCAGUUCGACAAUGGAAAAAUAUUUCAGUAAAGAGGUCACUAGUGAAUCAAGAGCAAGUAGUAAACAUGAUCAUAGUUCAACCCAGUGCCUGCCUAGUCAAACUGGGGAAUGUGAGAUUGAUGUGAACUCUUUGGAAGAUGGUUUUGGUGAUCCUAGCGACAUGGAUCUUGGUGCUGGUUUGAUAUCUUCGACUGGGAAAGACGAGCUGGAUGUUCAUAUUCGUGGUAUUAGUAGUAGUGCGCACAAUGUAGAACGUGAGGAUUUGAUGAAGCAGUCGGAAAAUGUUGAAGUUGUCAGGGGAGGACCAUCAGAUCAAACGAAGAGAGAUUACAGGGCUGCCUUGGAGACUGCAAUAGAUUGCAUGAAACUGAUGAUACGCCAAGGAUGGAUAUUUCAUGAACCAGAUGAGUAUUCGAGCAAGGACGGUCUGUUUCUUGAGCUUCUGAAGUUCACUGCUUCUUUUUCUGGUAGAGAAGAUUUGGAAAGCAUCGUGUCGGGUCAUCCUCCGAAAAUUCUCCAAAUUACUUCUCCGGAUUUAGAAAAAGACAUUGUCCGUGCAAUAGUGGCUGAGAUAACCCUGGAUAUAAUUGGACAUCUUGGAGAUGAUUUUUUUGCCAUUUUCGUGGAUGAGGCUUUUGAUGUGGAGGGAGAAGAGCAUAUGGCUGUUAUUUUACGAUAUGUGGAUCAAGAAGGAUCUGUUGAGGAGCGCCUUCUCGGUAUUUCUCGUGUUCCGGAUUCUAAAGCUUUGACAUUUAAAAUGGCAAUCGAGUCGAUGCUUGUACAACAUGGGUUGAGCAUGUCAAGGUUAAGGGGGCUCAGUUAUAAUGGAGCUAGCAACGUGAAUGGAGAAAUCAAUGGACUCAAGAAUUUGAUUUUAGCAGAAAAUCCAUCUGCUCAUUAUGUUCACUGUUCUACCCAUCAACUUGACUCAACGGUGGUUUCUACUGCUAAACAUCACGUUGAUGUUUAUAUUUUCUUUAUAACUGUCACUCGCUUGAUUAAUUUAGUGGAAGCAUAUUGUCAAGGAAGUAACAACAGUCAAUAUGCCAAGCUUGCAAAGGCUUUAUUUCACGAUGAGCCAAAGAUUGGACGAGGGUCGUAUCACGAACUUGGUCACGUAAAGGCUAGUAAUACUUAUUGGCAGUCACACUUCAAGAAACUUGUUGUCUUGGAUGUGAUGUUCUCGGACGUGAUUAAUGUGUUGGAGGCCAUUGAAGAUGAGAAACGUUACGGAGUAAGCGGUGAAGCAUUUACUCUGUUGAGAUUACUUGAAAAUUUUGAGUUCGUCUUCUUCUUGAAAAUGAUGAUUAGAGUAUUAUCGAUCACAAAUGCAUUGUCUAAUGCAUUAGAAAUGAAAGAUCAACAGAUACUAAAUGCCAUGCAACUUGUUGAUGUGGCGAGGUAUCAAUUACAAGAGGCGAGGGAGAAAGGAUGGGAUUCUUUUCUUGAUGAAGUGUUAUCUUUCUGCGAGAAGCAAUGUCUUGAUCUUCCUAAUAUGGAAGAUCUUCGUCCCAAGAGGUUUAAGGCUCCACAAAUCACUAAUUUGCAUUACUACCAAGUUGAGUUGUUUUAUACCGUUCUGGAUCUGCAACUGGAAGUGUUUAAUAGUACGUUCGAUGGGGUGACUACAGGAUUGUUGAACUGUGUUGCUUGCUUAGUUCCAGAUGAUUCCUUCAAAGGCUUCAACAAGCAAAUGGUGGCGAAGCUUGCUACAUAUUAUCCUAAUGAGUUCUCUGACGCGGACAUCAUAUCUCUGGACAGUCAAUUGGAUGCUUAUAUACAAGAUAUGCAGCUUGAUGCUAGAUUCAGUAACUUGAAAGGAAUUGAGGAGCUUUCUCGGAAAAUGGUGAUGACAAAGAAGCAUACUAUGUACCCGCUAGUUUACCUACUUGUGAAACUAGCUUUGAUCUUACCAGUAGUAGCAACAAGGGCAGGUGCUGAAAAAACUUUCACUGAGAUGAUAUUCAUGAAGGAGGAGCUUCAAAAUCGAAUUUGCGAUGAGUCGAUGAAUGACUAUCUGAUGGCAUAUAUAGAGAGAGAUGCAGUUCGACAUUUUGAUAAGGGAUGUAUUUUAGAAUAUUUGUAGAACAGUUUCAUCUAUCAAUUAGAUGCUAUUUUGUGUAGAACAGUUUCAUCUAU
This is a messenger RNA of Linum tenue, 2319 nucleotides long. The record is from the annotation of a GenBank genome assembly. NCBI's taxonomy places the organism in Eukaryota, Viridiplantae, Streptophyta, Magnoliopsida, Malpighiales, Linaceae.